Messenger RNA from Wyeomyia smithii (pitcher-plant mosquito), 4436 nucleotides. It is a transcript of the gene mus301, whose product is annotated as helicase POLQ-like. The transcript is spliced from 8 exons. Bases 218 to 3934 code for a protein of 1238 amino acids. Lineage: Eukaryota; Metazoa; Arthropoda; Insecta; Diptera; Culicidae. The record is from RefSeq and is a predicted model, not a curated record. Gene Ontology annotation, molecular function: ATP binding; nucleic acid binding.
ACGAAAUACUUCUGGCAACUCUGCACUUUGUUUUUCGUGUUUUCCGCCAAACAUGAAGCAUUUGCAAAACAUAAACAAAUCGUUUUUACCGUUAUCACGUGUAAAUUCCUUUUUAUAUCUAUAUUACAGUUCGAAUACAACGCAAAAGCUGUACCAUUUGUAAAUUUGAUGAAUUAUAUUAUUUUCUAUUUAAAUAUACUAUCAAAAGUGAGAUACAAUGAAUGGUCACUUCAAGAUACCUAGCGUAGUGAAAAACGGGAAGCGCUUUCCGCCACGAACGGCCCCGCCAGUAAACCUUCACGAUGCGCAACUUCUUUCCCGCUUGGAAAGAAGCCCUAGGCGGAAUGUUGCUCCGCAACCCAAAAUUGGCAAUAGCGUCGAACGAAAGCUCAUGGACAUGGACGAAACGUUACUCAAUGCCGUCGAUCUGGCAGCGAUUGAGAAGAAAUCUCUCGCGACCCAGAAAAGAAAACCUACAAGUUUAAAUGGAGUUACUUCUGAACCGCCGGUAGUAUCUUCUCCGAGGAGAAAAAAACCACGGAUAAGCGAUAAUAUCAUUGUGCUGGAUAUGUGCCCCAAGAGAUCCAAUAAAAAAUCGCACUCUUUGGAACAGGACAUUUCUCGGCUGGAUCAAAAAAGCAAUGAUUCCAACAUCUUUUCAAAGGGCCAAUUUUCCAUGCAAAGACUGCAAUCUACGACCUUCCCACCACAGAACAAAAAAUCGUCUCUUCUAGCACCGUCACGAUUAUCUGCCGUAGCAGGACCAUCCCGUUCCCUGCCUAGUACGGUAGUUGCCCGAAAAGAAACCUCUUUAGAGCUGUUUCCUUGGGAUUCGCAUAUGUUCGAAUCGCAAGUAGAACGAAUAGUUGACGGUUUACCAACGGCGCCGGAAGAAGCUGAUGAUGUUGCCAAAGACGUAGACGACGAAGAGGUAUUUCCCUGCUAUCAGCCGGCAGAUAACAGUAGCCAGAUUUUUCUAGAUGAGGUAGACCGGAUGGGCAAGAUGGCGGUGACCCAUGUCGGUACGCCGUUAAAAUCAAACGAAACAUUUUCGAUUAAGAAAAAUCCUCUGCUCUGUUCCCAGUAUAUCCGGCUAGAGCGGUCGAUGCGGGAAGAAAACCAGGCCAAUGUUAUCGAUGACGAGGUGAACUCUCAGCUGGCACAGGAAUUCGAUUCCACCCAGCAGCGAAAGGAUAUCGAAAGUGUGUACCGGCAGUGCGAGCGUACCCUGAUCGACACCAGUAACAUUCAGCUGGAAGAACCACCGCCAACGGCGAUGGAUGCGGUCGCGGAAGUUGUUGCAGACAUUAAUUGGGAGGAAGAAGUGACGCUGAUAGGGGGGAUGAAAAGUCCCGCAGCUAGGAAGGCCGAUGAAAAAAGUUUGUUGAACAGUAUUUUCAAAAAAAGGAACUCGCUUGGUGCUUCCGAGCGCGUCGGAUCGCCGAAACUUACCGCUCGCAAAUCAGCUCCGCUGGUUUCUUCGCACUUUCAGGACAAGGGACCCUUUUUUGGACUGCCUAGUAAGGUUAAAGCGCUUUUGCGUACGUACAAAGGGAUUGAGGAACUGUAUGAUUGGCAAAAGGAAUGCCUUGGGCUUCACGCAAUCGUGGAGCGGAUGAAUCUGAUUUAUGCGCUGCCCACUAGCGGAGGUAAAACUUUGGUCGCAGAGAUUUUGAUGUUUCGCGAAGUGAUGCUGCGACAGAAGAAUACCAUGUUUAUUGUGCCGUACGUUUCUUUAGCCCAGGAGAAGAUAGCCUCCCUAUCGCCGUUCGCCGUGUCAUUGGACUUUCUGGUGGAGGAGUACAGUGGCGGUAAGGGGACGAUUCCUCCGCGGAAGCGGAGAAAGAAACAGUCUAUUUUCGUGUGCACAAUCGAGAAAGCUCUCGUUCUGCUGAACAGUCUGAUUGAAACGAACCGAGCAACGGAGAUUGGCCUGGUGGUCAUCGACGAGCUGCAUAUGAUCGGGGAAGAGCGGCGGGGAGCCCAUUUGGAGAUUCUACUGACCAAAAUACAAGCAAUCGAAGCGGGUAUCCAGGUGGUAGGAAUGAGUGCCACGAUUGGAAAUUUGAAUGAAAUUGCCAAGUUCAUAUCGGCUGACAUUUACUGUCGGGAUUUUCGUCCUGUAGAACUGAAGGAGUACGUUAAGUGUGGCAAUGAUCUGCUCGAGAUCAACAACAAGGCUGACCGAUUGGAAGAUGCUUUCGGCAAAAAGCGGACGCAAACUUUUAACUAUUCGGAAGAACAGCGCCGCAUUGAUCCUGAUCACAUUAUAGCGCUGGUGGUGGAAGUGAUUCCCAGCAGUUCCUGUUUGGUUUUCUGCUCUACCAAGCGCCAGUGCGAGCAACUGUGUGCCUUGCUGACCGAGUAUUUACCGGAAGAGCUGCUGACAUAUAAACAAAAAGAAAAAGAAGAGUUGAUAAACAGCCUGAAGAGGGACGGUUCGACUGCCGCCCUGCUGCCAACAGCGUUCCAGUUCGGCAUUGCCUACCACCACUCCGGUUUAACGUUCGACGAGCGGAAGCACAUCGAAGACGCUUACCGCGCGGGGAUAAUAUCGCUUAUAAUCUGCACAUCGACGCUGGCCGCCGGAGUGAAUCUACCCGCAAAAAGAGUCAUCAUUCGGUCGCCUUUCAUUGCUACCAACUUCCUGACGUUAAGUCGGUACAAGCAGAUGGUUGGUCGUGCCGGACGAGCCGGACUUGGGGAGCCGGGUGAUAGUAUUUUAAUCUGCUCGCCAAAAGAUAUCACUGCCGUGUGCAACCUGCUGUGUUCGCCAAUGGAUGAAGCGAUUUCGUCGCUGCACAUCGACGAGGGUGUUUAUUUGAAAAAUUUCAUCCUAAGCGCGGUGGGCUUGGGAAUCUGUUCGUCGCGUAACGACAUUCAGCGGAUUGUAACGAAGACUUUGUUGGCUAUACAAGCGGAACGACUGGAAAUAAAUAUACGGAAGAUGACGGAUCGUGCAAUACUUUCGCUUUACAAAGAAAACGCAAUAAAGGCCAAAAGUGAUGGUUGUUUACGGAAUCCGGCCAAUAUGACCAUCCGCAUAGAUGGAACCGAGGACGACAAUCUGUAUGAUUUCCGUUCAACCGGUGUGAAUGAAAUCGGAGCUUUGAAUGUUGCUCGGGGGGCUGAGGGAUCCUCUCAGGAAGGUAAACUAGUCAAAACGGUUAACAAAAACGCUAGAUUAGAGGUGAAUCGUCUAGGAAAGGCUGCCAUACGGUCUGGCUUCCAUAUGGAAAAAGCGACGAAGUUUUACGAUGAAUUAAAACGGGUUGGCGAGCGGUUGUACGUUCUGGACGAUUUGCAUUUGCUGUACGUGAUAGUGAUGGAGGACGGUUCCGAAAUCCGUCCCAGCGACUCUGACUAUGUAACGUUUUUCAACCAACUUUCCCUGGAGGAAACUAAAAUUGCGAAACGAUUUCACAUCGGAGACUUCACGAUAUCGAAGAUACUCAGCAAGAGACUGGUGCCGCCGGAAACACUCCCGACCGUCCGUCGCUACUACCGCGUUCUGAUAGUUAACGAACUUUUAAACUUAACAGCACCACAACAGGUAGCACUUAAGUUCAAAGUAGAUGCCGGCUCCAUACAGACGCUGAUGACCAAUGUUGCCUCCACGGCAUCCGGGCUACAGCGAAUGUGCGAAGAAUUGCCGGAGUUGAAAGCUUUCCAGCAGCUACUGAUGCCGCUGGUGCAGCGGCUUUCACACUGCUGUACAGCUGAACUGAUCCCGUUGAUGGAAUUGCCUGGAGUCAAACUUGCACGCGCAAGACAGCUGCAUCGGGCUGGUUUCACUUCCCUGGUUUCGAUUGCUAAUGCGAAGUCACGGAAUUUGGUGGAAUCUGUCGAACAUAUGAAUUAUCGUGCAGCAAACCAAUUGAUUUUGAGUGCAAAGGAAUAUCUGAUAUUGUUAACUAUAACAAAUCACUUUUGAACGUGAGAAACGUAAAUUUACCUCUCGUAAGACGAGGUGCCUGGGCUGGAUAUUUCCUCAAAGUGUUUGGUCUCUCUGCUCUAUAACGCUACAAGACUUAUCAAGGUGCCUUUAGUUUUUUAAACACUCUUCCUUUAUUUUGCAGGCCAAACUAAUGGAAGAACUCGAAGUACUAAAGGACAAGAUGGAAGAGCUAGCAGCGCUUCGGGAUACGUAGAAUAGAAUCCGAGUAUCGGUCACUCAACUGUUAAAAGUAGGAGUAGUACAAUUAUACAGAUCGUUUUGUUUUUAAGGGUUAUGAUAUGUUGAUGCUUUUUUGUUAAUAGAAAUCGUUACGACAGGACUGUACUAACAAUGUGUGAUCAAUUUAUUUUACAUAGUAGCGUAAUGCUUAUUCUACAAAAGUUUAUUUUUCUAUUAUUGAAAUAUAAAUAUUAAUUAUUUUUGUUUUGUUAGUUGACAAUUGAUUCUAAAUACGCAAUUGACGAAAUAAAUAUGCAAU